UCGGCGGCGACUGGACUAAACAAUUGCCGGCAAUCAUGUAUAAUCAAUAUUAUAGUUACAUUCACACAUGGCUGUCGGCCAAGGAAAAUUGGGCAGCACACUCGAACUUUUGAUUGCUCAAGGAUAUAGGAGGACCGACGGAAGGACGGGCUAUGAAUAUAACAGAAGCACAUUAUGGGGGGGAUUGAAGUAUAUGUUGUGAGCGAAGAGAGGAGAUACAGUGUAGUAUAUAGGAUAGGCGGAAGGAUCGUCGGUGCUGGCGCCCGCAAGGCGACGCACUUGAAAAUCAUCCUCGUCACACACACACACACAUCCAAGUCCCACGUCAUCUGUUGUGUGUGUGUCCGACUCUUAUUUUUAUUUUGUAUUUUUUUAAUUUCGACUAUUUUUAGGCGAAGCACGCGCGCGAGCGCACGGGGUUUUUUAUCAUUCCCCACCCCUCUCCCGUCCAGCGCGCGGAUUUCGAAAAACAAACUCCCAAGGUCCUCAUCUCAUAUCCCUUUUUCUUUUUCUAGAUAUCUUUCUCUUUAGCUGGAUAGACUCUUGUGUGUCUCUUGCUAUAUAAGCAAUGCCGUGUGGUUUCCAGUUGGAUAUGUAGAUUUCCAGCUCUCUCUCUCUGUGUCUGUCUGCCUUUAUCUCCGUUUGGCUGCCCAGCAGCUUAGAGCUCUUAAAAGCCUUUGCUUUAAGUUGCUGCUGCUGAAUCACCCCAGCUCGAUGGUCUGCUAUUGCCUAUUGGCUUUGGUCGCCAACACUAAAUCAAUCGCCAAAAGGGAUGCACUUAUAUUCCCUAUUGGCUUAAGCCGAGAGGGUCCUCUUAUUGUGACGGCGGUUUCGUUCUUUAAGUCGCUUAAAGUGAUUAUCGGUGGGGUUUUGUGCAAUUGUUUUCUUUUAUUUUGACUGUGGUAGGGGAGGGGGACUCAGUGUAACUUGAUAAAACGAAUUAUUGAUUAUAAAGAUAGUAAUCCCAAUCCGUUCAGCGAAUUUCGACCGGGGAUGAGAAAACUAUUUUGAUCGUUUUUAUGCAGUCGAUUUUUAAUGGUCUAUAUCGAUUUCUUAAAAAUGAAAAAAAGAUUAGAAAAAGGUCGUCUGCUCACCUCGUUUUGUUACGAGUUUCGAAAAAGAGUUGAUCUAAAGAAAAUGAUAUUGAUUGAUAACUAUGGGGAACCAAACGAUCACGUUUUUUGGAAACGUGGUUACCCCGCAAAAGCACAAAAUAUCAAAUUACUUAAAUGUGGUUAUCGUGUGAACUCUGGUUGUGGCUCUGUAGCUUAGUACACACUCUGGACAUGCUUUUUACAGAUUUCAGGUCAGAGCCAGCCAUCAUGUUCCACAAGACGUGCAAGUUUUGCUUGUGCUGUCAUCAGCAUCAAUCUCAGUAUCAUCACUUGGAUAAACAUCAUCCCACUCAAUCUGAGCAACUACUGAUGUUGGUCGAGUUACAGAUCUCUUCUUCGCAUAUGGGUGUAUUCACGAGGACCCUUUUUUUUCCUAUCCUGCCUAUUGGACUCAACUUUUCUGCGGAUGGAACACUUGUGGAUGCCUGGCCGUAUUUCCCAGGCUUAAAGCCCUGCAGCUGACAACUUGCAGUUCACCGAGACAAGUGUCUCUAUCCGGCCGGACGGGUUCGAGGGCCUUCGCUCACGUAAAUCAAAUUGGGAAAUUAUUAUUAGAAUUUCGACUCUCCAGUUCUCAUUUUGCUCGAGGUAUAGCCAUUAUUUCAAAUCCCGAUUU
This is a messenger RNA of Daphnia pulicaria, 1731 nucleotides long. RefSeq lists its product as uncharacterized. The record is from RefSeq and is a predicted model, not a curated record. The transcript has 4 exons. NCBI's taxonomy places the organism in Eukaryota, Metazoa, Arthropoda, Branchiopoda, Diplostraca, Daphniidae. Bases 1230 to 1577 code for a protein of 115 amino acids.